GUGCUCUUGCCGGAAAGGAAACAAAAGAAAUCACCUUAUCGCAAUGCAUCAAUGGCGGAACUUGCUCCGUCUAGAAUUUCAUCUUCAGGUCAUACCGGGAUACAUGCGAUAGUGAAACCCUACCCCUUGUUGCUUUUUCUUGUUGUGGUUCGGAAGUGGCGGGAUAUCUACACUGUCACUCGGAGACACCAUCGCCAUACACAUGGCCAGUCAAGCUAUGGCACAGCAUGAAGGAGGACAUCACACGCGCUGGCACAAAAAGCCUCACUUGAUGCAUAUCCAUAGAUGUCGAUGAACAGGACGG
Aureobasidium pullulans EXF-150 is the source of this 304-nucleotide messenger RNA. RefSeq lists its product as uncharacterized. The coding region runs from base 52 to 231 and encodes 59 amino acids. Lineage: Eukaryota; Fungi; Ascomycota; Dothideomycetes; Dothideales; Saccotheciaceae. The transcript has a single exon. The record is from RefSeq and is a predicted model, not a curated record.